Sporothrix schenckii 1099-18 is the source of this 4821-nucleotide messenger RNA. RefSeq lists its product as uncharacterized. Bases 1 to 4821 code for a protein of 1606 amino acids. Lineage: Eukaryota; Fungi; Ascomycota; Sordariomycetes; Ophiostomatales; Ophiostomataceae. The transcript is spliced from 3 exons. The record is from RefSeq and is a predicted model, not a curated record.
AUGGCGCUGCACCGGUUCAAUAGCGUCGGCGGUGGCAGCCACGCCCAAAAGCCCAGACUAUCGCCCAGAAAGUCGGCGUCCUCCUUGACCUCCCCGUCCUCGACGUCGGUCAUGUCUGCACCAGGGUCGACACCCGCGUCAACCGUGUCGCCAUUGCGGUCGUCACACCUCGUGGCCCUGCGGUACGAAGAGACCGUGCAGGCCAAGCCGCCUAUCAUGGUCACCCAGAGCAGAGGCGGCGGCGGCAGCAACAGCGGCAGCGGCAGUGCAACCAGCAGCGCGCUGUAUCUGGUGCGCUCGCGGUCCACGCUGUCUACACGGUCCCUGGCCACGACGGCCACAGCCACCGCCACCGCCGCGGCUGCGUCGUCGCCGUCCGUGCCGCUCCAGACGCCGUCACUCUUGUCCUCGUCUGCCUCGUCUGCCUCGACGCCGUCGCCGUCGCCGUCGCCGUCUCCGUCCAAAUCCACCGCGCCACGGUACCCAUUGGUCAUUCUGCGCCCGCCGGGCCUGAUCGUGCCGCCCUCGGAGCAGCACCCGGCCCUCCGCACGCCGCCGUUCCAUCCCAUUGUCGAAGAGGGCGGCGACGCCAGCGAGGAGAUGGCCGAGACAAACGCGGCCACGCCUACCCCCUACACCGUCAACAGCACGCUGCGGUCGCGAACGGCCGGCCCCGACAAGGGCCCCGACCUGUGCAAGCGGGACUCCAUCCUGGCAUCAUCAGCGGCUUCGACGGUCUCGACGUGGCCUGAAGAUGCGCAGGACAUGGAGGACGAGGCAAACGAGAGCGUGGACGCCAACAGUGCCAACAGUGCCACCAAUGACACAAAUGACGCAAAUGAUGCCAAUGGCGCCAGAGACGAGGCUCGCGACGCUCACAAAGGCCACGCCCAGCACGCCGAGGACGAAGACGAAGACGACAACAGCUACGCGAGCUGCCUCUGCCGCAGCGCCAGCCGCCGUAGCAAGGUCGCGUCCGUCGUGUCGGCCGCGUGUCCUGCGCCUGUCCGCGAGGCGCCCCUGCCACCCACGGACGCGACGCACGCCCCAACACACGACGACAUGGCGACCGGUGAUACUGCUGGUGCUGCAGCGUCUCGUGUGGUCGGUAUCGAGCCAACCACGACCGCACACUCGGCCCGACCGUCUGUGGAUGUGCACCCAGGCACAGCUGCAGCUGCAGCGCCAGCUGAACGCCAGUCGACAACAGCGUCUGUCACGCGCGACAAGAGCUGGCGAUUGUCCAGGAGCCCGUUCAGCUUCCGUGGCGGCCCGUUUCAGCGCAGCGGCAGGAAGAAGACCAAGCACAGCGCCAGCGAAGACGCCACGCCCGCCGUCCAGUACGAGGAUGGCCUCAUCCCCGUUGUGGACCCAGACACGACAGCCCACGAGACUCUGGCCGAGAGGCAGUGUGAGGAUGCGCGUGGCACAGCGGACGCGCCUGCAAGCUCGAAUCCUAUUUUGCCCGCUUUCACCGCCCAAUCCCCCUUGCCUCUGGUGGGGCCCGCCCAGUGUUCAGCUGUGCCUUCUACCGCGUUUCCAGCGCUCCAGCACCCCCAUCAGCAUGCCAGGCUCACUAAGCCCAAUCCGGCCUCGCGGCCUGUGCAGCCCCAGCAGCGCAUCGCGCCUGCCUCCUUUCCCCUCGACACGACCGCCCCAUCGUCCUUGCCGCUUCCGUCCAUUUCGUCGUUUGCCUCGUUUCCCACGCCGUCCCUUCCGUACAUUAGUGCCAUUGAGAAUCCGUUUGCAUCCAACCAAAACAACAUCAACAGCACAACGCCAUUGUCACCGCCGCCGCCUCUGCCAACAGCCACCGCCCCGCCGCGUUUCCUCCUCCGCGUCUUGUCCAUGUCUGAUUCGCGCCAAAAGCGUCAGCACCAGCAGGACCAGCAGGACCAGGACCGUGACCAGGACCGUGACCAGGACGGCGACGCCAACCGCGCCAUCCCCAAAAGAGACAAGGACGCAAAGGACAAAACGGCCCCAAAAGGCACAAAGAGAGAGAGCAGGGCCACUGCCACUGGUCCCCACGACCAACCGCCGCGUCCAACCGUCUCGUCUAUGCCCCUCAUCAACACCGCCAUCCCCGACGAGCACCUGCUGGAGGAUGACGUUCUGCAGACGCUGACCUUUUCGAAACGCGGAAGCCUCAUGUUUGGCGGCAAACGCGCUUUUGCAUCGUCUGCCUCGUCUGCCUCAUUUGCCUCGUCUGCCUCGUCGGCUCCUCCUCCAUCCGCGCCGUCGCCCCUCGCGCUGCCGCCCAUGAACUUGCCGCCGCUGGCCCCCGCUGUCGAGCGCGAGUCUCUGCAAGUGCGCUCGCUCUACGCGUCGGGCCCGGGCGCGGACGUGGGCGCGGCUGCUGCCGAUGCUGCCGAUGCUGCCAAGGCUCCAGAGCUCGAGGGUGAUCGUGGCAAGACUGCUGCUGCUGCUACUGCUGCUGUCCACCACAAUGCCACUCCCACUCGUCGAUACGGGCGUCUGCUGACUGCCGUAUUCCACCGCGCCGGUGCUCCCACCGGACAUGCCGUGAGAGAUUCACUCUGCAGUUCCCAUGUACCAAGCGAGCAAGAACGCGAACCUGAAGAGACAGCAGCACCGGACAAGCCUUCCCAAGGGCCAGAAGAGCGACCGUCUCCAGAACCUCGAGAACCGCAAGGGCGGCCAGGCGACCAGCCACAGGAUACCCAAGAGCCACCGCAAGACGUUCCACGACUUGGACCACCUCCACAGCCCCCGCUGCCUACUCUCCAAGACACGACACCACCGCCCGACGUGUCGUCCCCGUCCGUUGCGCCCGAGCCCUCGCCGGUGCCUACACCUCCACCGGCGCCUGCACCAGCGCCAACAGACCACCUGCGUCCCGAUGCCGCCGCACGCGCAUCCGCAUCCAACAAUGACACCCGCACAUCCAUUGUCUCGGCCACGUCGGCCACCACCGCCUCGACAGGCAUUGCAUUGACAGAGGGAACCGAAUCGCCACUCUCGCUUGUGCCCACAGCAACGCCCCACCCGUCCGAACCCUCGUCGCCAUACGACGCCAAUGGUUCUACCAACGGCACGUCGAUUACCUCACCUACCUCGCCCGCCUCCCCUGUCCGGAACGCGUACGAGCUGGCGGGGGGGCUUGAGGACUGGGAGGACGUGGACGUCGCCGAUGUCGACCGGUUCGGCUUUAUCCACGUGCGCCCGCCGCCGCAAGGCACGGCAGCCACUGCUAAUGGCGACGGUGAUGCUGACGAGGAGACAGUCCAUGGAAACAAAGAAAACGAAAACGUACAAAGAGGUGACAGCCUUGCCAGCGGCAUUGGUCGCCACUUUAGCCUCCGCCACAGAUCCACCGCGGCGCGCCGCAGCAACCACCGCACACUCGACAAUGGAAACGGCUUUGGCGCCCGUUCCGUCCACACAAGCCGUUCCACCUCCACGACAGCCACCGCCGCUGCCGCCGCCCGCUCCUCCAUCCGCGCUGCCGCCAACCAGCUGCCCCACAACAAAGACCGCCGCUGGAUCGACGAAGCCGGUGGCAUGCUCACGCUGGAGCCUGGCCUUGCCGACAUCGCCGAAGACGAGGACGCCGAGCGCCUCGCCGACGUGCUCAAGAGGAAAGAGUGGGAGCGCGCCGAGAAGUGGCGCCGCAUGGCCAGAGCCGUCGUCCGCAACGAUGGCGGUCGUGGUGGCGCUGGCGCCGGCGCCGUGGGCACCGGCGCUGGCAUGGAGUUCGUGUUUGACCUGCACCACCCUAAACUCGUCGAGCGGACCUGGAAAGGCAUCCCCGACCGGUGGCGGGCCACCGCGUGGUACUCGUUCCUCGCAUCCAGUGCCGAGCGCCGGCGCGCCCAGCGGGUGCCUCCGCUUCCGUCUGCAACCCCUGCGGGCGAUGCUUCGGAAGAAGGAGAAGGAGCGACAGCUCCUCCUCCCAUUAUGGCCUCAUCCGCGGUCCCCGAUGGCGGCGAGACCGACACCCAGAUCAUCGCCGCCUUCCACCGCCUGCAGGACACGGCCUCGCCCGACGAUGUCCAGAUCGACCUCGACGUGCCGCGCACCGUCAACGGCCAUGUCAUGUUCCGCAAGCGCUACCGUGGCGGCCAGCGCUUGUUGUUCCGCGUCCUGCACGCCCUGUCCCUCUACUUCCACGCCACGGGCUACGUCCAGGGCAUGGCCUCGCUCGCCGCCACGCUCCUGUGCUACUACGACGAGGAGCGCUGCUUUGUCAUGCUCGUGCGCCUCUUCCACCUGCGUGGGCUGGAGCGCCUGUACGAGCCUGGGUUCGGUGGGCUCAUGGAGGCCUUGGGCGAAUACGAGCAGCAGUGGCUCGCCCGCAGCAACCGCCGCGUCGCGCAAAAGCUGUCCUCGCUCAAUAUUGACGCCACCACAUACGCCACCCGGUGGUACCUAACGCUAUUCAAUCUGUCCGUGCCGUUCCCCGCCCAGCUGCGCAUCUGGGACAUCUUCAUGCUGCUCGGCGACGCCGACAAUGAAUCGCUGGAUGGUGGCAGUGGACGCAUGUCGCUGUCCCGCCCCGGCUCGCGCGCCAGUACGCGACCCGGCACAGCCGCCACGACACGGCCCGGCACGGCCACUGCCACAACAAGGCCGGGCACGGCCACGGCCGACGCAGCCGCACGCCCCGCCAACCUGGCGAUCCUGCAUGCCACGAGCACGGCACUCAUUGACGGCCUCCAAGACGUGCUCUCGGACGCCGACUUUGAGAAUGCCAUGAAGGCGGUGACCUCGUGGGUGCCCAUCAAGGACGUGGACCUCUUGAUGAAGGUCGUCCACGCGGAGUGGAAGCGUUACCAGAAGAGGAAAGCAAGGCGGUAG